Messenger RNA from Ictalurus punctatus (channel catfish), 836 nucleotides. Its product is annotated as stathmin-like. Gene Ontology annotation, biological process: regulation of microtubule polymerization or depolymerization; microtubule depolymerization; neuron projection development. Gene Ontology annotation, molecular function: tubulin binding. Lineage: Eukaryota; Metazoa; Chordata; Actinopteri; Siluriformes; Ictaluridae. The coding region runs from base 396 to 836 and encodes 146 amino acids. The record is from RefSeq and is a predicted model, not a curated record. The transcript has 6 exons. Gene Ontology annotation, cellular component: neuron projection; cytoplasm.
GGCAGCAUCGGUCUUUCGCUCUGCACAAUAAAGGGAAAACCACCUGCGUGUUAACACGGACUCCAGGGUGAAACCUUUCCCACGGAUGUCCUCCGGUUUGCUUGCUGUCCAGAAAAGCUGAAAAGACUCGCGCAGACCAGCCAGGGAUGCCAAAUUGUCGUGGAAAUUAGACAACACUCGCAAACUCGUCCUCUGAAGCUGUUCUCCAUGUGGCUCUUCCCUGGUGGUGUUUGUGUGUCUUCACAUGUUGCACUGUCAACUGAAUAUACGGCAAACUUCAUAGUUCCUAUCCUUCAAGUUGCCACAGGAGGGCACAAGAAGUGCUGUACACCUAAAGUCAUCUACCUCCCCUUUCCCUUCAGGUGUAGGUCUCAUCUCAGCCAUCUUCUGAUACAAUGGCCGCUAGUGAUAUUAAAGUGAAGGAGCUGGACAAACGGGCCUCAGGGCAGGCCUUUGAGGUCAUUCUGCGUGAUCCUGCCCGAAAAGCAAAAGGAGACUUCCCCUUCUCUCGUCAGAAGAAAAAGGAUUGGUCACUGGAGGAAAUCCAGAAGAAACUGGAAGCAGCUGAAGAAAGGCGCAAGUCCCAUGAAGCUGAAUUUCUGAAGCACUUGGCUGAGAAGCGUGAGCAUGAAAAGGAGGUACAGCAGAAAGCUCUGGAGGAGAACAACCACUUCAGCAAGAUGGCGGAGGAGAAACUUAAUCAGAAAAUGGAAGCCACUAAAGAGAAGCGUACAGCAAUAAUGGCAGCCAUGACUGAGAAGUUCAAAGGGAAGGGGAAGAAGCUGGAAGAGGUCUGUAAAAACAAGGAGAACAAAUAUUUGAUGAAAAUAAUGUGA